Auxenochlorella protothecoides is the source of this 513-nucleotide messenger RNA. RefSeq lists its product as hypothetical. The transcript has 4 exons. The coding region runs from base 1 to 513 and encodes 170 amino acids. NCBI's taxonomy places the organism in Eukaryota, Viridiplantae, Chlorophyta, Trebouxiophyceae, Chlorellales, Chlorellaceae. The record is from RefSeq and is a predicted model, not a curated record.
AUGGAUGCUGAGGUGCCUCGCAACCAUCUGGAUCUUCGUCACAGGCUGGACGCUCAGGGAAAUCGGUAUGGCAAGGUCAUCGACUACAAGAUCAGCGAGCUUAGGAGCAUCGAGCUGCUGGAUGAUCUGUGUGACGACCUGAAGAAGGACUAUGACUACAACAGCACAUCUGGUGCCUGGGAGAGCACGAGCGGGAAGCCUGCCAGCGGCGACGGACAUGCGCACACGCACAUCUGCAGCCUGGAUCGCAAAGAGAACCAGCGGCUCCUGGACAAUUACUGCGGGAUGCUGAUGGAGGAGCACGAGGACGCCCUGUCCGCUGCGCUCCGCAGCGGCAAGCUUACCGCAUCGAAUGCGGCGGAUGUGCUGUGCCGCCAGACCGCGGCCGUCUGCUCUGAGGAAGGCCUCCAGGCGCAUGCUGCCGUCGGUACCGGCGGACCUUCAGUACCAGUUUCCAGUGCAAGCAAGGUCCUCAAUGCUGAGCUGGAGUCGGCUGCCAAACCUGAGCUCUAA